Molecule: messenger RNA, 577 nt
Organism: Trichoderma reesei QM6a
Lineage: Eukaryota; Fungi; Ascomycota; Sordariomycetes; Hypocreales; Hypocreaceae
Exons: 5
Coding region: 1-474 (157 amino acids)
Source: RefSeq, a predicted model, not a curated record
AUGGAUGUCGACGAAUCUGACCCCAAUCACGAGGAGAUUUGGGACGAUUCAGUCCUGAUCGACUCGUGGAACGAUGCUCUGCGGGAGUACAAGAAAUACCACAGCAUCCACGCAAAAGGCGGCAGCAUACGAGACUUGGAACAAGCCGAGGUCGAAUCAUCCAAGGCCGACUUGACUCCCAAGAUGGAAGAAUCGAAGGAAACCCUGGGCCAUGUCCCAGAUCUGUCGGAUAAAGGUGCCGAUGCAACAGACGAUGUUCCCGCCAAGAAGCAGUCAGAGAGCACACAGCCAGCACACGGCUUAGACUCUUUGCCCAAGCCGUUUCCGCCUCAGGCAAUACUUGGCACAGUGCGCGACGAGAAUCUGAAAAAGCUCCUCAUGUCGUGGUACUACGCUGGUUAUUAUACCGGCCUGUUUGAGGGACAACAGCAAGCACAGCAGCAAUCGCAGCAGAAGACGGAGCAGUCGCGUUGACCACUUGACCACGUUUGUUGAAGCCUUGGUUUGUCUGUCGGCGUCAACUAAUACUAGUAAGUGAUCGUGGGGGGAAGAAAAGGUGCUGCGCCACGGCGGUUGA